This is a messenger RNA of Chrysochloris asiatica (Cape golden mole), 939 nucleotides long. RefSeq names its product olfactory receptor 5AS1-like. The record is from RefSeq and is a predicted model, not a curated record. Gene Ontology annotation, molecular function: odorant binding; G protein-coupled receptor activity; olfactory receptor activity. Gene Ontology annotation, cellular component: membrane. Bases 1 to 939 code for a protein of 312 amino acids. Gene Ontology annotation, biological process: sensory perception of smell; G protein-coupled receptor signaling pathway. Lineage: Eukaryota; Metazoa; Chordata; Mammalia; Afrosoricida; Chrysochloridae. The transcript has a single exon.
AUGUUAAAGAAUAAUUAUACCAUGCCAACUGAGUUCAUUUUUGUUGGAUUCACCGAUUAUCUACCUCUUAGAUUCACACUAUUCCUGGUAUUUUUCAUAGUAUAUGCAUUAACUGUGGUAGGAAAUAUGGGCUUAAUAAUCUUAGUUAAUGUUGAUCCCAGUCUACAAACCCCCAUGUAUUAUUUUCUUAGCAACUUGUCUUUCUUAGAUAUCAGUUAUUCAACAGCAAUCACUCCUAAAAUGCUAGUGAAUUUCUUAGCAGCAAGGAAGAGCAUUUCUCUUUAUGGCUGUGCACUACAAAUGCUUUUCUUUGCUUGCUUUGCUGAUGCCGAGUGCCUCAUUCUGGCAGCAAUGGCAUAUGACCGCUAUGCAGCCAUCUGUAACCCAUUGCUCUAUUCCACACUUAUGUCUAAGAGAGUUUGUUUCUGCUUCAUUAUGUUGGCCUACUUCAGUGGAAGUAUAACUUCAUUGGUGCAUGUGUGCCUCACAUUCAGGCUACCAUUUUGUGGCUCCAAUGUUAUCAACCAUUUUUUUUGUGAUAUCCCCCCUCUGCUAGCUUUAUCAUGUUCAGAUACUCAUAUAAACGAGCUUCUGCUCUUUGCCUUGUGUGGCUUCAUCCAGACCAGCACAUUUGUGGUCAUAUUUAUCUCUUAUUUCUGCAUUCUGAUUACUGUUUUGAGCAUCAAGUCCUCAGGAGGCAGAAGCAAGACAUUUUCCACCUGCGCUUCCCAUCUCAUAGCAGUCACCUUAUUCUAUGGGACACUUUUGUUUAUGUACUUACGUCCUGCCACCAGCUAUUCUCUAAACACUGAUAAGGUGGUUGCAGUGUUUUAUACAGUUGUCUUUCCCAUGUUUAACCCAAUCAUCUAUAGCUUCAGAAAUAAAGAUGUGAAGAACGCUCUGAAAAAAUUCUUGGGAAGAUACUGGACUUUCAAAUAA